GCCCAAUUCACCAUUUUCACAUAGGCCAGGCCAUAAUUCUCCUUGUUAACCCCCCAAAAUUUUCCAUACCCAUUGUCUCCAAUUUCUCUUGGGACGACUGUAAUACAGAGGAGAAAUUGGAAACAAUGGUUAUGCAAGAUUUUGGGGAGUAAACAAGAUGCUCUAUGUAAGUUUUUGCUCCACUGUUUGAUCAUCUUCUUAGUUUAAACAUGCAGGAAAUGAGAAAAAUGGAAGUUGGGGACCUGUCUGCUAAGACUCUUAACUACGUCUCCCGCUCCUUGGACAAACCAACGCUGAACUCCUGGGAGGACCUAAUGCAAAGUCAAACCUUUUGCUCCAUUUAUUCAAACGAUGAUGCCGAGAAAUUACGACUGAAAAGUAGCCACGUGCACCCGGCGGAAGCUUUAAUAUUCGACCUCGCAAAUCGAAAAAUACCAUUGGAAGACCUGAUGAGCGGUCUCAGAGAAAUUGGGAACGAGGAGGCAAUUUCGAUCAUUGAACAUCGGGAGAAAUGGUCGGAAGGUAAGUUGUAGUCAUCGGUCGUCAUCGCAUGGGUUGAAACAUAUCUGUGGAAAUGUUUGGUUUAAUUUCGGAUUUUGAUAGAAUCUCUUCCUAAAGUUAAAGUCCCAUGUUCACUCAAAGAAACGAGUAACUUGCUUUUGGCGCUAAAAAAGAAGUACAUUUCGACGUGCCAUGAGAGAACUAAAACCAUAUAAAAUAUAGCUGAAAUAAAUUUCGUUUCUGAAAAAUGAGACCCUGAAAUGAUAGCUCAGCUCUUUCUACAAAGGCAGCUUGGUUUAUUGGUUAUAUCAGUUUCCACAGCCCGAGCUUUUCUCCUCAUCCAGCCAUGUAAAGGACCAACUGGCAAUUAAAAGUAUUGUUCCAGUGGAAUCUUUGUGUGAUACAUGUAUGUCUAUAGUAAUGUCCAAUCCUCGAUUGUAUCUGUAACGCGUACGGAAGGAUAUUAACUGCCAUGCCUGUUUUUUUUUUUUUUAGUUUUAACUUACAGUCUUACAGUCCGGUUUCUUGUUGAGGGUCUCCAACUGUGUCUCGAUUAGGCUUGAUUUCUGCCGCUCUUUCUGCCCUCCCCGAGAGGAGAGUCUGUUCUCGUGAGGAGUGCGGGCUUAUUUUUCGAACAGUGACUGGUAAUCAAGCCUAAAUCCCGACCAGUUCGAGAAGAAAUUAUGCAACUUGCGUCAUGUUAACUGAAUAAAAAUGAUUUAUUUUAUUAAUCGAAUAAAGCUCACUUUCCCUGCUGGAUAUCUGUUCUCUUUCCGAACUCCGCAGCCCUGUUCUCUUUCUCCGCCCAAAUCUCCAAUUCCAGCCAAAUAAGGUAAUUCACAGAUCCUGAGCCGAAAAACUUAUCGGAUACCCUCUUUGAUGUCAUCCCUAGAAACAAUGAGCAUGAACAGCUUCAUCCCACAAGAUUAUGGUGGACGAUCUGCUCCAUCACUCCUCAUACCGCGGCAAUCAGAAGAGGUAUUUUAUUAUUCUACCAGUCUACCCACUUUGGCUGUUUGGUUGUAUUAACAACAGAAAUAUAUGAAAUGAAUAUUACUAUGUUUAAAAUAAUUUUUUUUAUCUAAAUAAACUCUCAUUAUGCUCUAUAGAUAUUGGAUAACUUAUGAUUUAUCAGUGAUAUCGUGUUAGGAUAUGGUUAAUUGGUUCAUGUGACUGUAAAGGCGUGCAAUAUAGAAGAGAAAUGAUGACGUCACAAAAACUAAAUUUGUGAAAUCAAUGGAUAGGCUGGCUUAUUCAGAGAGAACAGGGUGAAAUAUGUUCACUUGCCAAAAAUGAGCCUGUUCAUCUUCAAAUUGGCGGGAAUGUAGAAGUAGUUUAGCCUUUGAGCAAGCGUCUCCUGUUGCUUGCCUCUCGCACGUGUGCUUUUCAAGAUAUGUUAUUCUCCGACGGAUACGAUCCAGGCGUAUCUUAUAAGGAUUUAUAUGGAGUCAUCGGAGCAUGAUACUUCUUAUAUCUUCCCGCCAAUUUGCAAUAACAGGCUCAUUUUUAUCCUGUUCCGGGGUCCAAGAUAGUCGGCAAAAACAAAACGGUAGGAAACUGGGAAGAGAAAGGGCGGCUUCCUACCGGAUCAUUAUACGUUUCUGGGAAACUCCCCACUUACCCCUCUCCUAAGCCAACAUUUUACCCUAAGUGAAAAGUAAGUGUUAAUGUUGGCUUAAGAAAGGGGUAGGUGGGCACUGAGUUUUCCAGAAACGUAUAAUGAUCUUUUUCCCGCUCGCACCCCCUUUUCCCAGAUCACGCGCUCAUAUUUUUGCGUCCCUUUCACCUACGCGUCAUCCCUCAUCCCUACUGUCUGAGAGCCUGGAACAGGCUAGCUCAUUUUGACAAGUGAACAUAAUUAUUUCGUCUUGUUCUUUGUUUCUUUUUAAAGUCUUUUCCAUCUCAAAUUUUACAAAUUUGAAUUUUCGUUACGUCACACUUCUCUUCUUUUUUGUGAAUAGUGAUCAUAAGUAAUUUAGUUUUACUCUUAAAACUCGUAAUUGCAAGCUAUUUGUUAUUCGCACGUUGAAGGUGGUUUCCAACUAACUAACUGUAUUUUUGGUGGUACACUAGAGUGCUUUAAGGACUGGCGGUGCGGGUCCAAUGUUUCGCCUUGUGCCUGUUUUCAGUUGCAAGGCGAAACAUUGAACCUUUUUCUGCCAACAUAAAUCACUGUGACUAUGGAUCAAACCAUCAUUGUGCUUGGAUUUGGACUAGGAUAAGGCGGAUGGAACGUGAUUUUUCGAGGUUUAGUAUAAGAAACGUAUUUUUUUUUUUGAUUUUGGAGGGGCCGACUGUUCGAUAUUUUAAUCAUAUAUGUCUAAUCAUUGUGCUUAGAAAUGGACUAGUUUUAGGCAAAAGGAACAUGACUUGAUAUAGGGAACGUAUAGUUCAUGUUUCUGGAGUAGCUAUAGUACUCGAUAUUUUAUUGGUCAAUCAAUACGUCGAUAGUGCCAUAGUGGGGAAGGGGGAAGGAGAAACGGUGCAAAGUUGAGGUCGAGGGGGGUUUGGGUGAAGCGGUUUGUAAUUUAGGUUCAUAAAACCCAUUGUAGUUGAAAAGAUAUUACGACUGGAAGGUCUUUAUGAUUAUGGUGAUGGGUGAGAUAUCGAGUGAUUAAUAGUCAAUUAGCAGUAGUCAAUUAUCACAAUUUAAAGAAAAACGCGAUGUAUCAGUCAAGUCGAUGAAUUCCUAUUCACCGUGUGGACAAUCCCUAAACGUUUGCAUUGAUGUCGGAGUGACUGUCGGAGUAGCUCCGUACGGCUGAGGAGAGUCGAUUAACGCGAAACGAAACUUGCUGCGCGCCCAGAGGAGAGCAACCCAAACGCCAAUAGGGCUGUUUUUCCUCCUCUUCCCAAUUGAGUAUCUCUGUUAUCUAAUCAAGUAAGGUGACAAGCAGCUUGGCCAGCCCCUCAAAGAACGCCUGCGUUUACACCCAUUUCAAUAAAGGUUGCUUUGGGAUUUGGUCAUUGAAACACAGAAUACAACGCAAUGCUUUCUUGAGUGACCACCAAACAAUGGCUUUCAAACACCAAAGCACGAUUCUCAAAGCAACCUUUAUUGAAAUAGGUGUAUACAAGCUAUGGGUAAAAGAAAGUGAGUCGAUACGGCUACUUUAACUAGUUAAAUAUCUGUUAAUUAGACUAGUUCGUGUAUUUAUCUAUUUUUUAGUUAUUUAUUUAUUAAAAUCACUCUCGACAAUUUAAUAGUCAUCCUUUAUAAAAUAAUAAAGAUAGUACGCUCGCUCUGAUUUCUGAUUGGUCGAGGAUCGUGUUUGCCUGAGAGUAUGUAAACAUGGUUGUGACGUCAAGAUGUUUUGCUUUUCUCGCGCUGAUCAUGCAAGAACAAAUUUGAACAUUCUCAUCCCCAGAGCCACUCGGCUUACUUUGCAACCGAACAGUGACAACCGGAGACCAAAAGAAACAAAGGGCUCUGGGGACGAGAAUGGAAUUUGAAAAAGGAUUUGAGUUGAAAACUCAACAAGUUUACUUUAUUUACCCAUUUUGUCGUCGGGCGACACUCGAAAAGUCUUAACAAACACGCUGCGUUAACUUUUUUUGCUCAAGCUGACAAUUUAAGCGCGAAAAAUCAAUAUUUUGGAAAGCAUCCUUUUUGCAAAACAAGAACAUUCUCAACCUCUCUUGAGGGGUUGUGAGAUUUCUUGAUCGUUAUGCAAUCCUCUCUUCGUCUCGGGUUUGCAUAACGGUGUCGAAUUCUCCCAUCCCCUCCUCGUGUUUAUAGGCUAUGCAAACAAGGAAAACGUUUUCUAUAGCUUAGGCCCUGUUCGUAAAACGACAAAAAAUAGAGUUUGGCGUUAGCAAAAAAGAAGUUUGAAAAUGUUGUAAUCUAUAUCAAUUUUUCUGUUUUCGCACCUAACGCACGCAAAGGUUUUCAUGUAACCAAAAACGUCACCAAAUAAAGGAACUUAAAUUGGUCAUGUUCGCGCGAUAUAUCCGACGAGAAACAGCUGUCAAGGAACAAAGGAUUUUGCCGACUGUCAAAAAUUUGUGGGCCUCUAAACUUUCUCGACGGCAUUUCUGAAGUUUGGUGACACUUGAGAAAAUUGGUUAGGUGAAAAAAAUCGUUCGUACUAGAGAUGAAGGGCAGAAAAAAGCUUUAAAAAGCUUUUUUAAAAUUCCUAUUGACAGCAGAUUUUUUUGGCAGAACAACCAAAAUUUUGCGUACCGCGAACAGGGCCUUAUAUAAUUUCUUUGUCGCUAAAAGGAGGUCAGAUGAUUAUUAGAAAGAUUAUGAGUCACGUUUACGACAAACAGAUAACGUCAGAUUCAAGUUGAGAAUUUCUCAGAGUAGAAAAUGAGCAGAUAAAAACUGUUCAGAAAAUUGUCGCAGUAAUAAACAGUAAACGUCAAUUAAGGAGAAAUCCUGGUCACGUGGUAACAAAUUCACGUUUGGCGUAAACGUGACUCUUAAUCUCUCUGUUUUCUUUCUUUUUCGCUUCAGAACCGCUCUUCGGCUUCGUUGUCAUAUGCCAGAUAUGCCCCUUCAGUGAAGGCACAAGGCGCAACAUUAUUACAUUAUCCUGUUCAGGAAUCAGGAGUCAAGGAAGACCGUCCGGGCAAUCCGGAUCAACUCCAAGAAAACACGGGAAGCAUCUGGAGCUAUUUCUCCUCUUGCCUUGGAUGAUUGGACCGCCCAAAAGAUUAGGCUAAUGGCAAAAGUGCCCUGUCGACAUUUUAUAUCUCUGACUUGAGGCAAUAAUUUAUAGAUUUAGCCAGGGCUAAAAGCAAAGCUCCC
This is a messenger RNA of Porites lobata, 5254 nucleotides long. The record is from the annotation of a GenBank genome assembly. Lineage: Eukaryota; Metazoa; Cnidaria; Anthozoa; Scleractinia; Poritidae.